Cloeon dipterum is the source of this 704-nucleotide messenger RNA. RefSeq names its product histone H4. Bases 17 to 328 code for a protein of 103 amino acids. NCBI's taxonomy places the organism in Eukaryota, Metazoa, Arthropoda, Insecta, Ephemeroptera, Baetidae. Gene Ontology annotation, molecular function: protein heterodimerization activity; structural constituent of chromatin; DNA binding. Gene Ontology annotation, biological process: nucleosome assembly. The transcript has a single exon. The record is from RefSeq and is a predicted model, not a curated record. Gene Ontology annotation, cellular component: nucleosome.
CUGAAACAGAAGCACCAUGACUGGACGUGGAAAGGGAGGCAAGGGACUCGGCAAGGGAGGCGCCAAGCGUCAUCGCAAGGUGCUGCGUGACAACAUCCAGGGCAUCACGAAGCCGGCCAUCCGCCGUCUGGCCCGUCGCGGCGGAGUCAAGCGCAUCUCCGGCCUCAUCUACGAGGAGACCCGCGGUGUGUUGAAGGUGUUCCUUGAGAACGUGAUCCGCGACGCCGUCACCUACACCGAGCACGCCAAGAGGAAGACCGUCACCGCCAUGGACGUUGUCUACGCCCUCAAGCGCCAGGGCCGCACCCUCUACGGUUUCGGCGGCUAAGCUGUUUCACCUUCACCCUAAACAGCGAAAUCGGCCCUUUUAAGGGCCACCCAAAUACUUCUCGUUUGGUUAUAAAGCAAUAUUUAAUAAGAUACGUUGGUAUAUGCUUGGAAUUUAUCUUCAAUAUAAGAUUGCACCCGAAUUUUGAAGAACUGAACGAUAUAGAUGUUUCGUUGAUCGUAUAGCGGCUUGCGCGUCUCUUUACUAACGGUUUAGAGACUGCUUCGGCGAGCGUGAAUUUAACGAUUCUUUCAACUAUUCAGAAGGGAACGACUGACUCCAAAAAUAAAGAGAAGAAAUUCUGGACUAAACUCAUUUUGUCUAAUUAGAUUAAGCCACCAACUAGCUCCCAUGUACAUAUUUCGCGAUGAUAAUG